Molecule: messenger RNA, 3646 nt
Organism: Notechis scutatus (mainland tiger snake)
Lineage: Eukaryota; Metazoa; Chordata; Lepidosauria; Squamata; Elapidae
Source: RefSeq, a predicted model, not a curated record
UCCAAGACUGAAUUUCUUGGUUGUACUAGCCUGAUAUUGCAUUUCACGGCUUCGCAAAAGCAACAUUAUCAGCCUAUGUUACAAAAUGACAGCGUUUAAAAAUCCUACCAAACAACUGUGAGAAGAGAUUGACAAAAAGUGGGUUGAAACAGACUAUAAGGAGCACUGUUACAAGUGAUUAUUAUUGAGUUGUUAAACCACAAUGGAACAUAAGGGGACAGUGGACCUGGAAGAUGAUUUGGCAUUAUUACCACGCCUUGCACCUAGUCCUCACAGUGAAGCAGUGGCCCAUGAAUUUCAAGAACUCUCUUUGCAACCAAACCAAUAUUUACCUCCUCUCAAUGAAAGGAAGAAUGUUCUUCAGCUGAAGCUGCAGCAAAGGCGAACAAGAGAACAGCUGGUGGACCAGGGAAUCAUGCCACCUUUGAAGAGCCCAGCUGCAUUUCACGAGCAAAUAAAGAGUUUGGAAAGAGCCAGGACUGAAAACUUUCUGAAGCAUAAAAUACGCAGUAGGCCUGAUCGAUCAGAAUUAGUCAGGAUGCAUAUUCUUGAAGAAACAUUUGCAGAACCCUCUCUCCAGGCGACUCAGAUGAAGUUAAAGAGGGCGCGACUGGCAGAUGACCUGAACGAGAAGAUCGCUCAGAGGCCGGGCCCUAUGGAACUGGUGGAGAAGAAUAUUCUCCCUGUAGACUCCAGCGUCAAAGAAGCAAUUAUAGCAGUUGGUCAGGAGAACUAUCCUCAGACACUGGAUGAAUUCUCAUUUGAUGAAGACAGCAGUGAUGCUUUAUCUCCAGACCAGCCUGGUAGUCAGGAGUCCCAAGGGUCAACCGCUUCUCCCGGAGAGCCCAAAACAAAAGAAAUACCCUCGCCUGUUACUCCAGCUUCCUCAGCCACCCAGUAUCCCCCCUUAGCAAUACCGGGAACUGACUUUUUGAAGCCACCUGUCACAGAUCAGCAUGUUACACGCACAACAACUGCUGCUCCUCUUACCACAAAUUCUGUGACUGCCACAAAACACUGCAGUGGGCCAACACUAAUAAAGCAACCUCACCCCAAGAACCCCAAUGACAGACCUCGGAGCAAGAAAUCCAAAGAACCGAAGCCCAGAGUAAAGAAACUGAAGUACCACCAGUAUAUCCCCCCUGAUCAGAAAUUGGAGAAAAACGAGCCCCUGAUGGACUCUAACUACGCUCGUUUGCUGCAGCAACAACAGCUAUUUUUGCAACUGCAAAUCCUGAGCCAACAACAACAACAUUACAAUUACCAGACAAUUCUUCCUGCACCACUCAAGCAAAUAAAUGACAAACAGGGUAACACUGGGAAUGUACCACUCAACGCUUUGAACAACAACAGCAUCUCUUCAGUAGCUGUCGGCACACCCAGACUGAACGCUAAUAUUUCAACUAGAAAGCCAGGACCUCUUCCUCCUAGCUUGGAUGAUUUGAAGGUAGCUGAACUGAAAAUGGAAUUAAAGCUAAGAGGAUUGCCUGUGUCUGGAACUAAGAUGGAUCUCAUUGAGCGUCUGAAACCCUAUCAGGAUCUUAACAAUAAUUCUGUUGGCACAAGUAACACAGGGACAGGAACGGCUUCCAGUAAUGGAACCAGUAAACCUGGAGAAGUCACUACACCGUUCCUUGCUGCGCCAUUAAAUAAGCCGGCAGUGAAUUCUGCUCCCAGUACCUCUUCGGAAACAGCAUCUGUUGGAACCGGCAGCAAAACAGGCCCCCUGGAACACGUGGGGUCCCCUUUGCCCAUUUCCCCUUCUCCUUCGGAACAGUCCAGUCUCAGAAUGGACGAUACCAACAUGGCCGACACUUUGACGGAAAUCAUGACCCUGAUUUCUCCGUCGCAGUUCCCAGGCGCUUCCCCUCUUCGAGCAGCCGCAAACGAAGAUGGCGGAAUCGCCUCCGGCAUGGACCUGGAUGCCACGGAGAAGGACCGCAAGCUUCAAGAGAAAGAGAAGCAGAUUGAGGAGCUCAAAAGAAAACUGGAACAAGAACAGAAGUUGGUGGAAGUGCUGAAGAUGCAACUGGAGGUCGAGAAGAGGAGCCAUCAGCAGCAGCAGCAGCAGCAGGCCCAAGCUUCGGCUAACACGGCAAUGACUUUGAAUCGUCAGCAUAACAGCUCCUCUGUGAAAGAAGAAGGCACCGUGGCAGACAGCUCUGAGGCAAGGCAGUUGGUCUCUGAUGCCAGCCAUGCUUUAGGGCAGCCCAGGUCAGCAGAGAUCCAAAAUCUAGUUGCCAAAAAGGCCGUGGUUAUCAAGCAAGAGAUACCUUUGGCCCAAGCGGAGCCACAGAACGUCAUCUCUCAAUUCUAUGUGAGUUCACAGAGACAGCCCCAAACGGCGGUCGUCGCCCAUCCUCAAGCUCUGCUGGCUGCCUCAGGGACUGCCCAGCUGCUCCUGCCACUCUCUCUGCAGGGCCCAAAUUCAGCCACUUCGGUGCAACUGCCUGUGAGCAACAUCCAGGUUCAAACACAAGCUGGUAUUCCGGCCAUCGCACAAGUAUCUACUUCUGGUUUGGUCCCCAAAGUACCACAGAUGCACAUGUCAGCCCCCAAACAAAAUGCUUCCCCGCAGCAUGCAGCUGGCCAAAGCUCAGAAAACAGAAAGGUAUUUCCUCCUACCUCACCUAACACAGUAUUUUCCUAUCAGAAUCCGUCUGCUACAAACCUUCAGCAACCUUUGUUUAAGCCAGCAUCAAAUACGACGCCUCACUCAGGGAACCAAGCACCCUUAGUGCAAAAUGGACCGAACCCUCUCCAGAAGCCACCUUCCCCAGCUCAGUCCCAGCAAUACCUUUUGCAACAGUCCUUGUUCAACAGUUCAGGAACCAAAUCAAAAGACCCUCCACGCUACGAAGAAGCCAUCAAACAGACGCGCAGCCUGCAUUCUUCUCAAGAAAUUUCCAGUGCCCACAGCCAGCAGAUGGACGAUCUUUUUGAUAUCCUCAUUAAGAGCGGAGAGAUCUCUAUGCCUAUGAAGGAAGAACCUUCUCUGAUUUCCAAAAUGAGGCCAGUUACCGCCAACAUCACCACAAUGCCAGUCAACACUGUGGUAUCACGUCCUCCCCCACAAGUCCAAAUGGCCCCUCCUCUCUCCUUAGAGCCAACGAGCAAUUUCUCUUUAUCUCUGGAGAACCAGUUGGAAGCUCUUUUGGAAGGCACUCUGCCCUCAGGAAAUGAGAUGCCUCACCUGACGAGCAGUAACGAGGAAAAGGAACCCUUCUCGGUCAUUGAGGAUCUACAGAAUGACCUCCUUAAUCAUUCUGGGAUCCUAGAUCACUCUCACUCCCCAAUGGAGACCUCUGACUCACAGUUCACCCCCAGUUCCUGUUUGUCUCUUGACCUCCCAGACCCAAAUUUAGACAAUAUGGAGUGGUUAGACCUCACCAUGCCAAAUGCUUCGUCGGGAUUGACGCCGCUCAGCUCGACGGCUCCCAGCAUGUUUUCCACAGAUUUCCUUGAUCCGCAAGAUCUGCAGUUGCAGUGGGAUUAAACCGCAAAAGGCAGAACCGACUUGACCACGUUUUUAAAAGCUCCACUGUAACAAAAAGGUCCAUUGUUUCAACUCUCCUUUGUUUUCAAGCUCAUCUCUAUAAUUAUCUUAGGGAUUUUUAAAAAAAAUAAAUCACAGAGUACAAGGUUU